Neltuma alba is the source of this 4547-nucleotide messenger RNA. Its product is annotated as DNA annealing helicase and endonuclease ZRANB3. Gene Ontology annotation, molecular function: zinc ion binding; nucleic acid binding; DNA endonuclease activity. NCBI's taxonomy places the organism in Eukaryota, Viridiplantae, Streptophyta, Magnoliopsida, Fabales, Fabaceae. Gene Ontology annotation, biological process: replication fork processing; DNA repair. The coding region runs from base 124 to 3957 and encodes 1277 amino acids. The record is from RefSeq and is a predicted model, not a curated record. The transcript is spliced from 25 exons. Gene Ontology annotation, cellular component: nuclear replication fork.
AGGGAGUGGCAGAUUUACAUAAGGCAAACAGAUAGAAAGAAUGUUGUUUUAGCUCACUAUCUUGCUAAGUCCUCCCAUAACAAGAAAGCAAGCUUUUAUAUAUUGUGCAGGAGGUGGAACUUGAUGAAGAAGAAGGAAACCUCGCGUGACGUUUACCAGUCUCGAGUCAUUCGGCGCCCAAAAAACUUGAAACUCGCGAGGCAAACCAGAGUUUUGACACUGUACCCUGUGCGGUCUUUCCCUCGGGAUGCCAUGGUACUCACAGAAGAACAGAGAAAACAAGCUGAAGCGAACCGGUUAGCGGCCAUUGAAAGACGAAAGGCAGUGUUAGAAGCUCGGGGAGAGAAAGACCCUUGGCAGCUCUUCAAGUGCCGUAAGAUUUCUUCCGAAUCCAUUGCCAAGCCCCCGCCCAUCGGUCAGCUCCCCCGGCAACCCCAUUCGGUCCCCGUCGAGCCUGUUUCUGCCGGUCCUUUACCCCGUAAAUUUUUGGUUAGGCUCGAAAUAUGCUCUCCCGACUCUUUCUCUGCAACUCCUCUUCCCCUUCGGAGUUCCCCCUAUCCCGGAGAAGAAUGGUGCUUACAGAGACUAAGUGAUCAUUUGUCCCAUGUCAUGCCUUCACACUACACCCAGAAUCAUGAUGGCAGAAACUCCUGUGUGUAUAACUUGAGGGAUUACCAUGCUGUCCUUAAAUAUCUGAAGAUUGUCAAGGACAUAGAAGUUGAAGAAAUUCCGCGGGGAACUUUGAAAGUCGUUGAAGCAUUUUCACAUUUCUCCGGUACGGAUCGCUGGAUACCCUGCAGGCCCGAGCAUUUGUCUGAUGACAAGGUUGACGAGUUAAUUGGGAAGCUACCAACGGGUCUGUUGGAUGCACUGUUGCCUUUCCAAAGGGAUGGUUUAAGAUUUGGAUUGAGAAGGGGUGGCCGCUGUCUUAUUGCAGAUGAGAUGGGCCUUGGGAAAACACUCCAGGCUAUUGCUAUUGCAGGAUGUUUCUUGAAUGAAGGUUCUAUACUUGUUGUUUGUCCAGCUGUUUUGCGUUUUACAUGGGCAGAAGAACUAGAGCGGUGGCUUCCCUUUUGUACGCCUGCUGAUAUCCAUCUAGUCUUUGGUCAUCGGGAUAAUCCUGCUUAUUUAACUAGAUGCCCUAGAAUUGUGGUUAUUUCUUAUACUAUGCUCCAUCGUUUGAGGAAGAGCAUGCUUGGGCGAGAAUGGGCUCUCUUGAUUGUUGAUGAAUCUCAUCAUGUGCGAUGCACAAGGAAGACCUCAGAACCAGGGGAGAUAAAGGCUGUUCUUGAUGUAGCUUCAAAAGUCAAUCGCAUAAUACUGCUGUCUGGGACACCCUCUUUGUCAAGGCCAUAUGACAUAUUUCAUCAGAUAAACAUGUUAUGGCCUGGACUGCUGGGCAAGGAUAAAUAUGCAUUUGCUAAAACUUAUUGUGAUUGUAAAUAUAUCAAGGGAACCCAUGGCAAAAUUUAUGCGGAUUUUUCAAAGGGCAUUCGCUUGGAAGAGUUGAAUGUGUUACUCAAGCAAACUGUUAUGAUAAGGCGCCUGAAGGAGCAUGUGUUGCUACAAUUGCCACCAAAACGGCGGCAAAUUAUAAGGCUGUUGUUGAAGAGAUCAGAUUUAGUUGCUGCAAAAACAGCAGUUGGAAAGUUGACUGGCAAUACUUCCAAAAGUGACACUGUAGACAUGACUUUGGACAGUUCUGAUGAACAUGAUGGGAUGUUGACGAGAUCAAAUGUAGUUGCCUCAGAAACUGCAGUUGGGCUGUCAAAUAUUGAUGCUUCUGAAAGUGUUGAUGAAGACGUAACUUUGGAAACUUUGGAUGAAUCUGAAGGGAAGCUUUCCUACCAGGAACUUGGAAUUGCCAAGCUUUCUGGAUUUCGUGAAUGGCUUUCACUCCAUUCUGUUGUUGCCGAGACAGAAAGUGCUUCGAAAAUGAUAAUUUUUGCUCAUCACCAUAAAGUUCUUGAUGGGUUGCAGGAGUUUGUGUGUGAGAAAGGGAUUAGUUUUGUCCGAAUUGAUGGAAGCACACUUGCCAGGGAUAGGCAGUCAGCGGUGGUGUCAUUUCGUUCAAAACCAGAGGUUAAAAUUGCAAUAAUAGGUAUUUUAGCAGCAGGAUUUGGACUUGAUUUCUCAACAGCACAAGAUGUUGUGUUCUUGGAACUUCCUCAGUGCCCGACCUUGAUGCUUCAGGCUGAGGAUAGAGCUCAUCGACGAGGGCAAACAAAUGCAGUCAAUGUAUAUAUCUUUUGUGCAAAGGAUACUUGGGAUGAGUCACAUUGGAAAAAUCUGAACAAAAGUUUGUACCGUAUUUCAUCUACAACAGAUGGUAAAUAUGAUGGGAUGAAAGAGAUACAGGUUGAAGGUGUUUCUUACCUGGACACAUUCUUCAAAACCAAUAGAAUCCAUGAAGAGCAAGCUGCACCUGGUGAAGCUUCUGAACAGGCGACCAACCUGCUGGAUAUUUCCCUGGUUUCAAAUUUGCUACCUUCCCAAGCAGAUUCUAAGGAAUCAGAGGCAAAAUUGGGUGAUCAAGCUGAUCAGCAGACUUGCUUUGCUGACAAGGUUUCCUUCCCAGAAUCAGGCGAGGCUUCUACUUUGGAUGUAGAUUUAGUUGUAGGUGUUUUUGACACCAACAAAAAAUGCUCUGGUUUUGACAUGAGUAAGCUGGAUGAAACUUAUGGAAGCAAAGGUCAGAUGAUAGAAUUUAUUCCAAAGAACAGUGGUGAAGAUGAUAAUCAAGUGGAGGAGAUCCAGAAUAAAAGAACAUCAACAAUAAAAGCAGAUGACUCCCAACCUGUCCAUCCAAUUGAAGCUGAAGAAAGUUCCUCUCCUCACAUGGAAUCUCUACGAUUUGAGGUCAGCCCAUACACUGGAAGGAUCCACUUGUAUACUUGCGUUUUGGGUGCAGAUACAAGACCAAAACCGCUUUGUAAAAAUUUCCGACCAGAGGAACUUGAGUUGCUCAGUUCGCUUUCUGACGGUGAUAAAAAGAAAAAAGAGAUAUCUAUGGGAGAUAGUCUUGCUUUUACAACUGCUCUUUUGGGAUUUUUAAAUGAAUGGAAGAAAUUAAGGCCAAUUGAGCGAAAAAAGUUACUGGGAAAGCCAUUACAACUUCCCUUGGCUGUUGAAUUGUGCUACUUAAGUGAAACUAGUAGCCACAACAAUAAGGGAUUACUAAAUGGUGGAAGCAAGCGGCGCAUGACUCCUUUAAUGGAGAUAAGCCAUCCUUUACCAUCAGAUGCUGUUUGGAGAAAGGUCUGCCUGCGGCGUGGCAAUGGCAAGAAGGAGAAAGAAUACACUCAAGGUUGGACUCAGACAGAUGAGCCACUCUGUAAACUUUGUCAAAAGACAUGCAUGGGUAACAAUGCCAUGUCACCUGAAUAUUUUGAAGAUCUCUUCUGUAACCUAGUCUGCUAUGAAGAGUAUCGCAUGAGAACAAGCAACAAAUUCCUUCGUCAGGAACUUUUUGAAGUUGAACGUGGGGUGUGCUCAAAUUGCCAUUUAGACUGUCAUAAACUAGUUGAACAUAUUAGACCUUUACCGCUAGCAAGGCGAAGAGAGUACAUUGAGAAAGUGGCACCAAAUGUGGCUAAGCGAAAGAACAUGCUUGAGAAGCUUGUCAAUGAUCCAACUGAAGGCAAUGCGUGGCAUGCUGAUCAUAUUGUCCCAGUAUAUCAAGGCGGAGGUGAAUGUCGACUGGAGAAUAUGAGGACCCUUUGCGUGGCCUGCCAUUAUGAUGUUACAACAGCACAGUGUACCGAACGACGCAAAGAGAGAGCCAAGGCCAAGAAACAGCUAAAAUUGGUGAUGGGUGAGUUAAAAGCAGGUCAAACGAAGGUCGCCACAGGUUCUGAUAUUAAGGAACAGGGUCUUCUUGAGGUACAAGAGGAUAGAAGUGAGGAUGAGCUCAUUGUCAAGGUGCCUGGAAGUGCUUAUUCAAUAGCUAAUGGCUAAGAAAGUGGAGGAGAAACAUGGAAGGCCUCUUCUAUGACAAGUACUUAGUUGAAACAGUUUUUAUGUUUGUAUCUGCCCAUUCUAUUAUUUUGGUAACUGUCAAUGUCGUUGAGGAAAUUCUUUAAAACAGCUCCUUGGGAUGUUUUUUCUUGAAGCAUGAGGAACCACAAGAUUGAGGUGGUCUGAUUGAUGUACGAGCGAGCUGUGUUCAGCAGGAGCAGCGUUGGGGUACAACUGUACAAGUCAGUUAAGUGAUCAACGUAGGUUGACCCAAUUAUUCCGCAGGUUUUAAGAUUUGAGCCCAUUGAUUGCACCAUCUCUUGCUUACUGUUUGUGGGGCAACUUUUGGCAUCAAUGAUUGGAGGAGUUUGAUACGGUUACUUUGUUGUUGACUUCUGACUCUCGGUCUGGUGUGAUGGAGGAUACGUUACUUGUUUUUGGUAUUGUAUGCGUUAUCGGAUAUAAAUUGUCUAUAUUUUCGGUAACAAAUUGUAAAAUAGAAAGUUAUUUAUUUCUAUAUUCUAAUUACUGAAACAAUUUUUGUGCAAUGCACAGAACAAAAUAUAUAAUUAUUUAAACUUUUAUUGUUA